CGCUUUCUUUCAUAUGCUUUCUUUAUGAGUGACUCUCCGCUAUUUGCUGAUUUCUGCAAUCUAUUACAGACUCUUAGCAAUCAACGAGGAACUGAAGAGAAAAAAAAGAGGUUACGAAGAUUUGUUCAUACAUGGCGAGUCAAGUAUGGUGACUUCCUACCAGCAAUGAGAUUACUGCUGCCUCAGGUCGACAAGAAUCGAUAUCGGCUCAAAGAAUCUAGAUUGGCAAAAGCAUAUAUCGAUGCAUUGGGUCUAGGACGAGACUCUGAAGAUGCAUACGAACUGCUGAAAUGGAAACUGCCAUCCAGUUCGAAGUAUAGCAAAUCCUCAGGAGACUUUUCGGCUGUAGCCUAUGAGAUUAUUCGAAGUCGAUCGACUGUCACAGUUCCUACAAGGACAGUGCAUGAAACUGUGGAGUUACUAGACGACAUCAAUGCAUCUUCUGGAAAUGAAAAGAAGCAAAGUGACUAUUUUAAGUUUGCCGUAACGCAUUAUACGGCGGAAGAGCAUCAAUGGCUGAUAAGGACUAUCCUCAAAGACCUGAAAAUUGGCAUGUCAGAAACUUCGGUUUUCGAUGUCUAUCACCCGCAAGCGAAAGAGCUUUACAGCGUUACGAGCGACCUAAAGAAAGUCUGCGAAAAACUGCAAGAUCCAUUUGCGCGCAUUGGCAAAUCUACUAUACAACUGUUCCACCCGUUCAAGCCACAAUUGGGACAGAAGCAGGUUCCAAAAAAUGUAAAGCAAUUAGCACACAAUGGUCGAUUUUACAUCGAGGAAAAGGUGGACGGUGAAAGAGCUCAAAUGCAUUAUGAAAAACUAUCAGGAGAUUUCAAGUGGUUUUCAAGGAAGGCAACAGACUACACAGACUUGUAUGGAUCUAGCAAAGACUCGCUGGAUAAGUUAUCCGGCCAAGUGGCGAGCUGCUUAGCAGCCGACAGCUUUAUUCUUGAUGGUGAACUGGUGGCAUACGACCCACAGCUAGACGUCUUCUUACCGUUUGGCACCUUGAAAUCUUCUGUACUUCAUGGCCCGUUUGACAUUGAUGAUAUUCAUCCCUGCUUUCUCGUCUUUGAUAUUGUCUAUUGUAACGGCGUUUCUUUGAUCGACCAUCCUAUGGAACAGCGCCUUGAGGUAUUGAAGGCAGUUGUAACUGAGAGACGUGGUUGCAUCAGCUUCAUCUUUCGCAAAGAAGGAACAACAUUCCAACACAUAGUUCAGGCAUUGGAUGAGGCUACCACUUUAAAUCAAGAAGGAAUUGUGGUAAAAAACCCAGGCUCCAUCUACGAGCCAGGCGCUCGUAACCAUUCUUGGGUGAAGGUGAAACCCGAUUAUAUAGACGAACUGCGAGAUAAUUGCGAUCUUCUUAUCGUAGGCGCCGAUUAUGGAACUGGCAAGCGUGGUAGUAAGCUAUCUCAGUUCCUUUGCGCUAUCCGAGAUGAUAGAUUAUCCAGUGAUGAGAGUCCAAAAUUUGCGACGUUUGCCUGGAUUGGCACUGGGUAUACCGUCAAUGAGUUGGAGGAAUUCUCUAAAAUACGACAACACUUCAGAUCUUACAAUCCAAGAUCACAACCUGAGUGGCUGGUCCAUCCAGAAAAGUCUAGCGAAAGCCCUGAUAUGAUCAUAGACUAUCAUAAUUCAAUUGUGGUUGAAGUCAAAGCUGCCGAAAUCUGUUACGCUAAUACUUACGGAUCUGGGUAUUCCCUAAGGUUUCCGAGAUUCGCCCGCUUCCGUCCUGACAAGUCGUGGAAAGAUUGCAUGACAUACCAAGAUGUGGUAACUAUGAAACGAGAAGGUGGUCAAAUGAAUCUCAGUAUGAGCAGCAGGCGACCGCUGUCUCAAGACACUUUCUUGAACCAAAAAAAGAAACGACUGGCCAUCAAAGACAUCAAUAGGAAGAGAAAAGGGACCUCAUUGAUUCCUACUCAGAUUGGAACUGAUAGUAGUGGUAUCAAGAUUCACACCAGCCUGUUUGAAGGCAUGACUUUCUAUGUUGUCUCCGGAGACGAUAGCCACAAUAAGGCUGAAUUAGAGAAAGUCAUCAAGUCACACGGAGGUUCUUAUGAGCAGACUGCCAAAAAUGCUAACUACGUUAUAGCUGGUAGUAAUAUUAAUGGAGUACGAAUAAUGGCGUUGAUCCAAAGCCAAGAGCAUGACAUAAUUUUACCUACAUGGAUUAUGGAUUGCGUAAAGUCCCAGGACAUCGUUCCAAUAACGCCAAAAUAUACUGUUUUCCUGACUAAGGCAACGAAAGAUAAAAUGAGCGAAUCCAUAGAUCCAUGGGGAGACAGCUAUACGGAGCAAGUAAAUGAACAGUCAUUGCGAGAGAUUUUUCAAAACAUAAGACAGCAAGAGCUUCAUGAUUCAGCUAGACUGAUCGAUGAUAUCAAGAGGAAAUAUUUUCCAAGAAGCGAAGUUCCAGGCUUUUUGUUUUGGCGUGUUACAGCCUUGCUUGAUUUCUCUCCUUUAAAUGCUCCGUCGUUAGGCCGGCCAUCAACUAUAUCAGUGGAUGAAGCGGCAAGAAACGAUCGCCUAGAUGUGGUAGACCUUAUGAUACAAUCACAAGGCGGGACGACGCACAAAUAUUUAGGUGUCGAUGGCGAUAUUGACACUGAAAUCACGCACGUCGUACUCGAUGAUUGCCAUCUUGACGGGAUGCAGCGCAUAUUCAAAGCUUUGACAGGCCGACGACAACCUCGAUUUGUCAGUAUGAAGUGGGUCAGCGAUUGCCUUGACAACCGUUCACUUUUGGAUGAAAGAUUGUAUGAACCACGUACAACAGGUUCUAGAGUGGCUAAUUAAAACUAUAUGAGUUGUAUCUGAUAGGAGGAAUUAUAGCGGAACUAUAUGGAAGUGGUUUUCGCCUUUUCUUUUGACUAACUGGUAUCGCUCUAGUUGGUACGACUCAUACAUUUGCCGUGCUAGCGAGACAG
Umbelopsis ramanniana AG is the source of this 2930-nucleotide messenger RNA. RefSeq lists its product as uncharacterized. Gene Ontology annotation, biological process: DNA biosynthetic process; nucleotide-excision repair, DNA gap filling; double-strand break repair via nonhomologous end joining. NCBI's taxonomy places the organism in Eukaryota, Fungi, Mucoromycota, Umbelopsidomycetes, Umbelopsidales, Umbelopsidaceae. Gene Ontology annotation, molecular function: DNA binding; ATP binding; DNA ligase (ATP) activity. The transcript has 25 exons. Gene Ontology annotation, cellular component: DNA ligase IV complex. Bases 25 to 2799 code for a protein of 924 amino acids. The record is from RefSeq and is a predicted model, not a curated record.